AACGGAUUCGCCAUCAACAGCUAGUAGCAAUCGGAAGAAACGUGGUAAAGAGAAGGGUGCUAGAAAAAGGGUCGGACGUAAAAUAGAUGGUAUAAUUUACAACAUUGGAAAAAAUCUUGAAUUAGGUGUUUUUGAAUCAGCAAGUAUUUUCAAGGACGAACAUGAUAAUAGAUAUCUUAAAGAAACUUUUAAAUUGCCAAAAUCAAUGAGAAAUAUUUAUGAAGAAGAAAAAUGCAAUUCGUUGCAAGUGAUAGGAAUACUACACCUUGGCCUAAUGGUGCAGUUUUCAAAGUUAUGGAGGGAAAAUGGUUUAAUCGCAAUAUAUAAAAAGCAAUACUGUGCAUUAUUUGUCACCAAUGAUUACUUGAAGCUAUUAGCUAAAAUUUAUUCUUAUAAGCUUCUUAAACAGCAAAUAACAGAGAAUAAUCUUCGGAUUGUGAUCCAGUUGAGGAAAGUGAUCUAUUAG
Molecule: messenger RNA, 466 nt
Organism: Entrophospora candida
Lineage: Eukaryota; Fungi; Glomeromycota; Glomeromycetes; Entrophosporales; Entrophosporaceae
Source: the annotation of a GenBank genome assembly